AUGGACUCAAUUUCUUUGCUUGUGGGACCUCCGCCGAACGCGUCGAGAGCAUUGAAUCAAGAUGAUUUUGAUACGCGAUACAACUUUGCAAAGUAUCGGAAGAAGAAGACAAAUACGGAACUUGUGAAGCAGUUUGCAAUUGGAGACAACUGGAUUCUGUACCAGCAACCCAACUCGUGGAUACAGAUUCUUCCGAUUACGACAUGGAUUAACAAGUAUCAUGUUAAAGACACCCUAGGCAAGGAUAUCCUCGGAGCUCUCUACCUUUCUCUUCUUCUUCUGCCUCAAGCCAUCGGUUUUGGUGUUGUGAUAAACGAUGUCUCUGCUGCAGUCUAUUCACUUUUCAUUCCUCAAAUCAUUUAUGCUUUCUUCGGAUCCGCACAACAUUCCUCUCUCGGAGCGCUUUCGUUCACCUCGAUUAUGAUAUACUGCUCAAUUGAAUAUUCUAAUUCUCAUCUCUCCUCGAUUUCUCUCUGCUGUGCUUUUAUCCAGUUGAUCCAAUUUUUGCUCCCAUUGGAAUUAAUCUUCUCCUAUAUCUCUACUUCCGCAUUGGCUGGAUUUUCCGUUGGUCUUUUCAUCCGUACCGUAUUCCGUUUCCUCCCACAAUUCUUAGUGUUCCGUGGACAUGAUUGCAAAAGUACAACGGCCGUAGGUCUUCUACUUCCAAAUACAACAAACGAUGUCAAAAGAGUUCUUCAAUGUUUCUACGCAGCUGUUCCAUGUCUCAGAUCGGCCGACACUAUUCUCAUCGUUGCCACCGUCGUUGCUGCAAUCAUAUUCAUCAUCUUCAAAUGGCGCCUUUCUCGUUUUCUAAUGUCGAAAAUUGGGUUCAGUGCCCCUCAUGAAUUCGUGGUUCUGCUUUCAGUCACCUUCUUGAUAUUCUUCUUCCAACCUGAUGUUGCUGCCCAAUCCACUACACGAAUCGACCUAUCCAUUCCAAAAAUCGGUUUAUGGACGUUUCCAUCAUGGUCCACAUUUGUGGAUUCUUUUGCAAUUUCAAUUUAUGCAAUGACUUCGCAUAUGCAAAUUACAAAAUCAAUUGCAGAAGAGAAAAUGUACAAAGUGCAUCGGAAGCAAGAGCUUUUCUGUUUCUCCAUAAUCUCUUUCCUCAGUUCUCUUUUCGGUUUGUUGCCUCCUUCAAGUAGUUACGGAAGCUCUCAAUGCGCAAUCGGAAUCAUGAUCAUAACAUCGUUCAAUGGUUGGUUCAGCGAUCUAAAAUCGAUUCGAGAGAUUUUCUAUUCUUCCACUUGGGAUGCGGCUCUCUCAAUGGCAGCUCUUCUCAGUGCAGUAGUGUUUCCGAACGUUUGCAUCGGAUUCAUUUUCAUGUUGUUCUGUUCUGUGUUCGCAGUUUCUUUGAAAGUCCAAUUUCCUCGGAUGGAAGUUCUCGCAAAACUUUCGGAUUCUCAUUUUGCUGAGGAAAACCGAUACGAAGGAGACUGUUUGGAUACUCCAUUAAGAAUCAUUCGACUCAGUGGACCACUUCUCUCUGUUAACUGUGAGAGUGUUAGAAGCGAACUUUUCAAACAAGCGGUUGUCGUGAAAGGAUUGAUUGGAAUUGGAAUUGGAACUAGAACUGCCUCUUUGAGAAGUCAAUGUCCGUCCGCAGUUGGACCGAAAUACUCAAUUCAGGAGAGUGUGACAGCCCGUGAAUCCGUAAAUCUGUCAGCUAACAUCACAAUUAUCCAAGAAUGUGAUGUUUCCGUUGCACUGCCCCCGUCCGAAGACACUCCAUCAAUUGUUCGUUUUCUAGUUUUGUCUAUGAAUGGAGUCACCGGAAUCGACAAGGAUAUGCUGACUUGUUUGUCACAGAUUUACGGAGAUUUGAGCAGUGAAAAUAUAAAAAUACUAAUGGCCGGAGUUCCUGCGUUUGUGCGGGAUUCUAUGGAGCUUUUGGGUUUUUAUAAUACAGUUCCAAAGACUCAAUUUUACCCAAAUGUUCAAGAAGCAUUGCUCGCUGCAAGGAAUGCUGUACUUCCAUUUCAUAUGAGUGUUUCAAUGAACGGAUGCCGUGACGUCAUAGCGCUUUCCUGCGCUGCUUCCAAUGCAGAUUUAAACCGUCAACCAUCCCCAGAAGCUGUAUAA
Messenger RNA from Caenorhabditis briggsae, 2082 nucleotides. RefSeq names its product Protein CBR-SULP-1 (gene Cbr-sulp-1). Lineage: Eukaryota; Metazoa; Nematoda; Chromadorea; Rhabditida; Rhabditidae. The coding region runs from base 1 to 2082 and encodes 693 amino acids. The record is from RefSeq and is a predicted model, not a curated record. Gene Ontology annotation, cellular component: membrane. Gene Ontology annotation, biological process: transmembrane transport. The transcript is spliced from 11 exons. Gene Ontology annotation, molecular function: sulfate transmembrane transporter activity; bicarbonate transmembrane transporter activity; oxalate transmembrane transporter activity.